UUUUAUUGAUAUUUUGAAUUAUGUAAUUUUCAUAACAUUUUUCCUUUUCUUAAAAAACGUUGAUUUAUUGAAAGGAAAUAAUUCUUUUGGUACAUCAAUAUGAGUGUCAGCGAAAUUGAAAUCAACCAAUUCGAAUCAUCGGUUCCAAAUCCAAAGCUUCAGCUCUCAACUACAGGAAAAAUUCUCAUCGGGGUCACUGGAGGAGUAGCACUGGGCCUGACCGUAAUCUGUGCCCCAUUUGUGAGUCCUGCCCUAAGAAAGUUCUGUCUGCCCUAUAUACCAGCCACAAACGAGCAACUGAGUAACAUAUUGAGUGCUCUUAGAGGAAGAAAAGGCACGUUACUCGAUUUGGGUUCAGGAGAUGGACGUAUAGUCAUAGAAGCGGCAAAAAAUAAAUUCGUAUCUGACGGAGUAGAAUUGAAUCCUUGGUUGGUGCUCUAUUCGAGAUUUAGUGCAUUGAAAAAUGGUUUAGGUUCGCAGACCAAGUUUUUUAGGAGAGAUCUAUGGAAAUAUGAUGUUUCAAAAUAUGAUAAUAUCGUUAUCUUUGGGGUAGAACAAAUGAUGGCAGAUUUAGAGAAAAAAUUCCUAAAAGAAUGCAAACCUGAAUGCAACAUUAUAGCCUGCCGAUUUCCUCUACCCAAUUUAAGGCCUACAAGAACCGUAGGCCACGGUAUCGACACUGUUUGGAUAUACGACAUUAGGGACUCUUGACAGUUACAGAAAACCUAUUUUUCACCCUAUGGUUGGUUUAUUUCAAACAGUUCCAUAUUGUAUUUUAUAUUGUUAUUGUAUAUGUUGAAGUAAUAGGAAAUUUGAGUUAAUUUUUUUUAAUGUAUACAGAGAGAUUGUAAGUAAUAGAGGAGUGGUAAAAUAAAAUAUUACUUGUAUUCAGAAAAAAGGAAAAAAUCACCAAUGUAUUACAUACUUAGACCGGGAUUGAUAAAGAUUUACCAUACCUAUACGUAUACAUUAUAGAUUUUUAGAUAAUACUAUUUAAUUUAUACAUGUGAUUCACAGAAUACUAAGUUCAUUUUGUUAUUAUCAAAUAUUAGAAAGGUCUUUAUGUACAAAGCUGUAAAAUUUGUGAAAAGUGCACAGCUAUCACAAAAAAAAAAUCAUUUUGCUAAUUGCUGAAAUGAAUUCUCUCCAUGCAUUGUACCUAGCUUCUUGCAUAGGUACCUUAAUUAAUUAAAAUAGAUAAAUCAAACCAGACACAGAAGAAAUAAUUCACUGCACAAUUUGCAACAUCUUUAAAGCUAAUUAAUUUAUAUUGCGAAUCUAUUUGACACCCUAUUGAAAAACUAACCCAACAGGUAAUUUUACAAAUUUCACUAUAAAAACUCCAAAAAAAAAAAUCCUAGAACAAUAAUGAAAACCUAUGUUUUUCAAUGAUAGGAAAAUCCUAAAAACUACUUUUGUUGUGAUGCUUUUUUCAUGUGAUUUUUACUUUUCAUGUGCUGCAUGAACUGCAACUCAGAGUUACUGGUGCUGUUGCAAGACGCACAAUAGUAAUCACCCGAAGGUGUCCGGUGUACAGCCAGAUCGAUGUACGGUUCUGGUUCUACCGGUGGAGGUGGAAUACUGAGU
This is a messenger RNA of Ceutorhynchus assimilis (cabbage seed weevil), 1587 nucleotides long. Lineage: Eukaryota; Metazoa; Arthropoda; Insecta; Coleoptera; Curculionidae. The record is from the annotation of a GenBank genome assembly.